Henningerozyma blattae CBS 6284 is the source of this 5526-nucleotide messenger RNA. RefSeq names its product 1,3-beta-glucan synthase. Gene Ontology annotation, molecular function: 1,3-beta-D-glucan synthase activity. Gene Ontology annotation, cellular component: 1,3-beta-D-glucan synthase complex; plasma membrane. Bases 1 to 5526 code for a protein of 1841 amino acids. The record is from RefSeq and is a predicted model, not a curated record. Lineage: Eukaryota; Fungi; Ascomycota; Saccharomycetes; Saccharomycetales; Saccharomycetaceae. The transcript has a single exon. Gene Ontology annotation, biological process: fungal-type cell wall polysaccharide biosynthetic process; (1->3)-beta-D-glucan biosynthetic process.
AUGUCUUAUGAUCAAUACGAGCUACACGAUACUGCAAACAACCAGUAUCAGAAUCCUCGCUUCGAUAUAGACCAGGACUCCACCUCGCAAUAUCAUGACUACGACGUCCAAGAUCAAAACGGGUUGAUCCAAACCGCAGAUGAGUUCAAUCAAAUGAUCAACACUCCAUACAACGGCUAUUACUCCUCUUCCAAGAACAAUUCCAAAUCACAGUCUCAACCACAACCCCAGCCAGAUGAACAAUACUCGACCUAUUCCAUGGGCAACAACAGAGAACAAUCCACGUUUUCUCAAAACUCCACCCCAUACUUCUAUUACGAUCAAAACGCCAUCGACCAAGCAUUACCCAACGUCCCAUACCCAGCAUACACCGCAGACCCCAAUUCGCCGGUAUCCAUCCAACAGAUUGAAGACAUCUUUAUCGAAUUGACAAACAAGUUCGGGUUCCAAAGAGAUUCCAUGAGAAACAUGUUUGAUCAUUUGAUGACGUUGCUCGAUUCUCGUUCUUCAAGAAUGGAACCUUACAUGGCGUUACUUUCUCUUCAUGCAGACUAUAUCGGUGGCGACACCUCCAAUUAUAAAAAAUGGUAUUUUGCCGCUCAAUUGGAUAUGGACGAUAAAGUUGGGUUCCGUAAUUUGAACUUGGCCAAGUUGAAAAGAGAAAAGAAAAAAAUGCAAAAAAAUAAACACGAUUACGAAAAUGACGAUUCCUUAGAAGCUGCAGAUUAUAGAUGGAAAUCAGAGAUGGAUUCCCUUUCCCCCACCGAUCGUAUCUACCAGAUCGCCUUGUACUUGCUGGUAUGGGGGGAAGCCAACCAAGUAAGAUUCACCUCCGAAUGUCUUUGUUUCAUCUACAAAUGUGCCCUAGAUUAUUUGAAUUCCCCCUAUUCCAUGGAACAAAACUUGCCGGAGGGCGAUUACCUGCACAGAGUCGUCACUCCCCUAUACAGAUUCAUCAGAGAUCAAGUCUAUGAAUUAAACCAUGAUGGCAAGUUCAUUAAACGUGAAAAUGAUCAUAACAAAAUCAUCGGCUACGAUGAUAUCAACCAAUUGUUUUGGUAUCCACAAGGUCUUAACAAGAUUGUUUUCCAAAACGGCGAAAAAUUAUUGGAUUUAUCAAAAGAUGAAAGAUAUUUGAGAUUGGGUGAUGUUCAUUGGCAAUCCGUUUUUUUCAAAACUUACAAAGAAACAAGAACUUGGUUACAUCUACUAACAAACUUCAACCGUAUUUGGAUCUUACACGCCUCCGUCUAUUGGAUGUACGUCGCCUACAAUUCCCCAACGUUAUAUACACAUAAUUAUCAACAAUUGUUGGAUAAUCAACCUUUGGCUGCUUAUAAAUGGGCGUCGGCCGCCCUGGGGGGUACUUUAGCAUCACUGUUACAAAUCGCAGCCACAGUCUGUGAAUGGUAUUUUGUUCCAAGAAAUUGGGCAGGCGCUCAACAUUUGAAAUAUAGAUUCUUGGGUAUUUGCAUUGUUCUUGGGGUCAAUCUAGCACCAAUCAUUUGGGUUUUCGCAUAUGAUAAAGAUGACGUUCAAUCAUACACCGCUCAUGUCGUUUCCGCAGUGUUUUUCUUUGUUGCUGUCGCCACUUUGGUUUGGUUCUCCAUCAUGCCUCUAGGUGGUCUCUUCACUUCCUAUUUAAACAGAUCCACAAGACGUUAUGUUGCAUCACAAACCUUUACUGCCAAUUUCGCUCCUUUGAAAGGUUUGGAUAGAUGGUUAUCCUAUUUGGUUUGGAUCGUUGUCUUUGGUGCCAAAUUCGCAGAAUCAUACUACUUCUUAAUCUUAUCUCUAAGAGAUCCCAUCAGAAUCUUAUCCACAAUGACAAUGAGAUGUACCGGUGAAUAUUGGUGGGGUGCUCACGCUUGUAGACAACAACCAAAAAUCGUCCUUGGUCUGAUGAUUGCCACAGAUUUCAUUCUUUUCUUUUUAGAUACUUAUUUGUGGUAUAUCUUAGUCAACACUGUCUUUUCCAUUUGUAAAUCCUUUUACAUGGGUAUGUCUGUUUUAACUCCAUGGAAAAAUAUCUUUACAAGAUUACCAAAGAGAAUUUAUACAAAGAUCUUAUCAACAAAUGAUAUGCAAAUCCAAUAUAAACCAAAGAUUUUGAUUUCCCAAAUUUGGAAUGCCAUCAUCAUCUCCAUGUAUAGAGAACAUCUAUUAGCCAUCGAUCAUGUCCAACAAUUGUUAUACCAUCAAGUCCCAGGUAAUGAACAAGGUAAAAGAUCCUUAAAGGCCCCAACUUUUUUCUUGGCUCAAGGUGAUCCUAAAUCCAAGAUAGAAUUUUUCCCCAAGGAUUCUGAAGCUGAACGUCGUAUUUCAUUUUUCGCUCAAUCGUUAUCCACUCCAUUACCAACUCCAUUACCAAUCGAUAAUAUGCCAACUUUUACUGUUUUGACUCCUCAUUAUUCUGAAAGAAUCUUGUUAUCCUUAAGAGAAAUCAUUAGAGAAGAUGAUCAAUUCUCAAGAGUUACCCUAUUGGAAUAUUUGAAACAAUUACAUCCUUUAGAAUGGGAAUGUUUUGUUAAAGAUACAAAGAUUUUGGCCGAAGAAACUGACGCUUAUGAACAACAAAACCUAUCAGGUCCUUCCAAUGAUGAAUUCAAGCAAAAGCAACAACAACAAAUGGAUUUGGAGAAAAACGAAUAUUCUGGUCAAGAUUCUUCUAAAAACCAUGUCGAUGAUUUACCAUUUUAUUGUAUCGGUUUCAAAUCCGCUGCUCCUGAAUACACUUUAAGAACACGUAUUUGGGCCUCUUUAAGAUUCCAAACGUUAUACCGUACUGUUUCUGGGUUUAUGAAUUAUGCAAGAGCCAUUAAAUUGUUAUAUCGUGUUGAGAAUCCAGAAAUCGUUCAAAUGUUUGGUGGCAAUGUUGAAGGGUUAGAUAAUGAAUUAGAAAGAAUGGCAAGAAGAAAAUUCAAAUAUGUCGUUUCUAUGCAAAGAUUGGCUAAAUUUAAACCUCAUGAAAUGGAAAACGCUGAAUUCUUAUUAAGAGCUUAUCCAGAUUUACAAAUUGCUUAUUUAGAUGAAGAACCUCCAUUAAAUGAAAAUGAAGAACCAAUCGUUUAUUCUGCUUUAAUCGAUGGUCAUUGUGAUAUUAUGGAAAAUGGUAGAAGACGUCCCAAAUAUAGAAUCCAAUUGUCAGGUAAUCCAAUCUUGGGUGAUGGUAAAUCAGAUAAUCAAAAUCAUGCCAUCAUCUUUUAUAGAGGUGAAUAUAUUCAAUUGAUUGAUGCUAAUCAAGAUAAUUAUUUGGAAGAAUGUUUGAAAAUUAGAUCUGUCUUGGCUGAAUUCGAAGAAUUAAAUGUAGAUUAUAUCAAUCCUUAUUCUCCAGAGGUUAGAUACGAAGAUCAAAAUAAUAAUUAUCCAGUGGCUAUUGUUGGUGCUAGAGAAUAUAUUUUCUCUGAAAAUUCAGGUGUUUUAGGUGAUGUUGCUGCUGGUAAAGAACAAACUUUUGGUACUCUUUUCGCUCGUACUUUAUCUCAAAUUGGUGGUAAAUUACAUUACGGUCAUCCGGAUUUUAUUAAUGCUACUUUUAUGACUACAAGAGGUGGUGUUUCUAAAGCUCAAAAGGGUUUACAUUUAAAUGAAGAUAUUUAUGCAGGUAUGAAUGCCACUUUAAGAGGUGGUAGAAUUAAACAUUGUGAAUAUUAUCAAUGUGGUAAAGGUAGAGAUUUAGGGUUUGGUACUAUUUUGAAUUUCAACACAAAGAUUGGUGCCGGUAUGGGUGAGCAAAUGUUAUCUCGUGAAUAUUAUUAUUUAGGUACUCAAUUACCAAUCGAUCGUUUCUUAUCAUUCUACUAUGCUCAUCCUGGUUUCCAUUUGAAUAAUUUGUUUAUUCAAUUAUCUUUACAAUUAUUCAUGUUGACUUUAUUAAAUAUGAAUGCAUUGGCUCAUGAAUCUAUUUUCUGUGAUUAUGAUAGAAAUAAACCAAUUACUGAUAUAUUAUAUCCAAUCGGUUGUUACAAUUUGUCUCCAGUAGUUGAUUGGGUUAGACGUUACACUUUAUCCAUUUUCAUUGUUUUCUUUAUCGCUUUUGUUCCAAUUAUCGUUCAAGAAUUGAUUGAACGUGGGUUAUGGAAAGCCACUCUAAGAUUCUUCCGUCAUUUACUAUCUCUAUCUCCAAUGUUUGAAGUAUUUGCAGGUCAAAUCUAUUCUUCUGCAUUAAUGACUGACAUGACUGUAGGUGGUGCUCGUUAUAUUUCUACUGGUAGAGGGUUUGCCACAUCUCGUAUUCCAUUUUCAAUUUUAUACUCAAGAUUUGCUAAUUCAGCAAUCUAUAUGGGUGCUAGAUCGUUGUUAAUGUUAUUAUUCAGUACGUGUGCUCAUUGGCAAGCUCCAUUAUUAUGGUUCUGGGCCUCUUUAGCCUCCUUAUUAUUAUCACCAUUCAUCUUUAAUCCACAUCAAUUCUCUUGGGAAGAUUAUUUCUUAGAUUAUAGAGAUUUCAUCAGAUGGUUAUCAAGAGGUAAUAGAAAAUACCAUAAAAACUCUUGGAUUGGUUAUAUUAGAAUGUCAAGAUCUCGUGUUACUGGUUUCAAACGUAAAUUAACUGGUGAUGAAUCUGAACAAGCUGCUGGUGAUUCCAAAAGAGCUCGUAAGAUUAAUUUAGUCAUUUCUGAAUUCAUCCCAUUGAUCGUAUACUCUGCAGGUUGUUUUAUGGCUUUCACUUUUAUUAAUGCUCAAACUGGUGUUCAAAAUGCAACUAGAGUCAAUUCUAUUUUACGUGUAUUGAUUUGUACUUUUGCUCCAAUUGCAGUUAAUAUGGGUGCAUUGCUAUUCUGUGUCUGUGUUAGUCCAUUAGCUGGCCGUUGUUGUAAACAAGGUGGUUCUGUUAUGGCUGCUUUGGCUCAUGGUACUUCAGUUAUGGUUAAUUUGAUUAUGUUCAUCGUCAUGUGGGUUUUAGAAGGCUUCAAUUGGCCAAGAAUGUUAUUAGGUAUUGUUACUUGUAUUCAAUUCCAAAGAUUAAUUUAUCAAGGUAUGUCUAUUUUCUUAUUAACAAGAGAAUUGAAAAAUGAUAGAUCCAACACGGCUUUCUGGACUGGUACUUGGGGUAGUAACCAUUUAGGUGUCACACAACCAUUUAGAGAAUAUUUCGUUAAGAUUAUUGAAUCUGCAGAAUUUGCUGCUGAUUUCACUUUAGGUCAUAUCAUCAUGUUUAUCCAAUUACCAGUUUUAUGUAUCCCAUUCAUUGAUAAAUUCCAUUCUAUGAUGUUAUUCUGGUUAAAACCAUCAAGACAAAUUCGUGCUCCAAUUUACUCAUUAAAGCAAACAAGAUUACGUAAGAGAAUGGUUAGAAAGUAUAUGGUAUUAUACUUUAUUGUAUUCUGCUUAAUAAUGGCAUGCUUUAUUGGUCCUGCUGCUGCUUCAAGCCGUGUUACAUUGCACAUUAACGCAGGUGAUCCAGGUGUAUACCAUAAUCUUAUUCAACCAAGAAACUUAAGUAAUAAUGAUACUGGUUUAUCUACAUACUCCGGUCAUUAUUACACAGAAAAACCUUCUAUGGAAAUAUGGUCUACCAUUAAAUAG